This is a messenger RNA of Sinocyclocheilus rhinocerous, 459 nucleotides long. Its product is annotated as actin-related protein 8-like. The record is from RefSeq and is a predicted model, not a curated record. The coding region runs from base 154 to 459 and encodes 101 amino acids. The transcript has 2 exons. NCBI's taxonomy places the organism in Eukaryota, Metazoa, Chordata, Actinopteri, Cypriniformes, Cyprinidae.
CACUCCAGCCCUGUAGGUGGCGGGACUGUACCUAAAGCUGGUCUGCCAUCCGCCAUUAGACUGAGAGAAAUAGUUGCUUUAAACAGUCUCAUGCAUCAAGCAGUGUGUGGAUAAAUGUACUCUUAAUUCAUUUAACUAAUCAGCAUCAGCAUCAUGACACAAACAGACAGAGACGCGGAGAACGGAAGAGACAGAGAGAAAGAGCAGCGCGGAGUGAAGAGACCCAUAGUUCCCGCUGCUGUACCAGAGCCAUUACAGGAGCAAAUUCAAGCCAACUUCAUUGUCGUGAUUCAUCCCGGAUCAAAAUCUCUGCGGAUAGGCCGGGCUACAGACACCCUCCCCCUAAGCGUUCCUCAGGUCAUCGCCCGCAGACACAAACAGCCCGGUCAGCGCCGCUACGAGGAUCAGUGCCUCUUACGAGAAGGACUGAAUGCAAGUAACUUCACUGCCUCUCCAUAA